This is a messenger RNA of Penicillium macrosclerotiorum, 2067 nucleotides long. Its product is annotated as tRNA modification protein MTO1. Gene Ontology annotation, biological process: tRNA methylation; tRNA wobble uridine modification. Gene Ontology annotation, molecular function: flavin adenine dinucleotide binding. Gene Ontology annotation, cellular component: cytosol. The transcript has 2 exons. Bases 1 to 2067 code for a protein of 688 amino acids. NCBI's taxonomy places the organism in Eukaryota, Fungi, Ascomycota, Eurotiomycetes, Eurotiales, Aspergillaceae. The record is from RefSeq and is a predicted model, not a curated record.
AUGGCUUCCAGGGCACGACCGGUGACUUUAUUGCGCAAUCGCCUCGGCUCCUGCUCUGUACCGGGUAGGUUGCGUGGCCUGGCUACUGUUUCAGAUGGCGCGCAACCUUACGACGUCGUUGUCAUCGGAGGAGGACACGCCGGAUCGGAAGCAUGCGCCGCUUCCGCGCGUUCUGGGGCGCGCACCGCAUUGGUGACGCCCUCUUUAUCGAAUAUCGGCGUCUGCUCGUGUAAUCCCAGUUUCGGCGGAAUCGGCAAGGGAACCAUGAUUCGGGAAGUCGAUGCGAUGGAUGGCGUUGCAGGACGAAUUAUCGACAAAGCUGGUAUCAUGUUCCGAGUUCUCAAUCGCUCAAAGGGCCCAGCUGUUUGGGGACCUCGUGCGCAAAUCGACCGCGAUUUGUAUAGAAAACAUAUGACGGAAGAAUUAGUGAAUACCCAGGGCCUCAGUAUUCUCGAGGGCAAAGUGGCCGAUAUUGUUAUCUCGAAAGAAGGCAUGGAAAAUAUACCUGGUGCACAGGGCAAAAUUGUUGGUGUGCGAUUGGAGUCGGGUGAAGUCAUUCCAACAGGCAGGGUGGUCAUCACCACUGGCACUUUUUUGGGCGGUGAGAUUCACAUCGGAUUGGAGAGUUUCCCUUCAGGACGGAUGGGCGAAGCUCCAACUUAUGGUCUGAGCAAGUCCCUUCGUGAGGCAGGCUUUCAGUUGGGUCGCUUGAAGACUGGAACACCUCCUCGGCUGGAUAUGAAGACAAUCGACUUCUCGGCUUUGGAGGUCCAACGGGGCGACUCGCCCCCCAUGCCAUUUUCUUACCUCAACAAAACCGUCGAGGUCGGCGAUGAGGGACAGCUUACGUGCUGGAUGACGCAUACCAACGAGGAAUCACACGAAAUCAUCCGCGCAAACUUCGACAAGUCAAUCCAUAUCAGAGAGACGGUUCGCGGGCCACGAUACUGUCCAUCCUUGGAAUCAAAGAUCAUGCGAUUCAAGGACAAGACUCGGCAUCAGAUUUGGCUUGAGCCCGAGGGAUUUGCACCUAAUGAAGUGAUCUAUCCUAAUGGCAUUUCAAUGACCGUUCCUGCAGAUGCGCAAUACGCAAUGCUGCGGACUGUCCGUGGCUUAGAGAACGUCACCAUGCUUCAACCCGGUUACGGCGUGGAAUAUGACUACAUUGACCCACGAAAUCUACAGGCCACUCUGGAGACAAAAUUAAUCAGCGGUCUUUAUCUCGCGGGCCAGAUCAACGGUACUACCGGUUACGAAGAAGCGGCUGGGCAGGGCAUAAUUGCUGGCAUGAACGCUGGUCUGGCAUCACAGAGCCGAGCUCCUUUGACUCUUACUCGUUCAGACGGUUUUAUCGGUAUCAUGAUUGACGAUCUCAUCACCAAGGGUGUCUCUGAGCCCUAUCGCAUGUUCACCACCCGCAGUGAAUACCGCAUCUCCACGCGAUCUGACAAUGCGGACUUGCGCUUGACACGGAUGGCUCGCGAUGCCGGUGUUGUCGGCGACCAGCGCUGGCGCCAUUUCACCGACACUGAAGCGCAGAUCCUCGAACUACAGUCCCUCCUCGAGAAAACCAGUUUAUCAUCGACGAUCUGGUCUCGCAAGGGCUUCAAAGUGCGAGCAGACACCUCCGUCCGUUCCGCUCUCGACAUCCUGUGUCUUGACGGUGCCGACAUCAACGCACUAAUCCCUCAUAUUGAGGCUACACACGGAAAUACAUAUACACCUCUAUCGUUCGAUCCCGAAAUCCGCACCCGCGUGGCGAUUGAAGGACGCUAUGCUCCAUACCUCAAGCGCCAGGAGAAGAUGGCCAAGCGGUUUCAGCAAGAUGAGAACCUCCUUCUGCCCACCGACAUCGACUACAGCCAAAUCUUUGGCAUAAGCAACGAGGAAAAGCAGGCGCUCGAGCGUGUCCGGCCAUCCAGCGUUGGUAUGGCGAGACGUAUUGAGGGUGUUACGCCUGCUGGUGCGCUUCGACUCCUGAUGCAUGUGCGCAAGCGCAGCGGCUUCACCAAGGAAAUUGCCGAAGAUGAUGCCGCUGUUGCCAAGGUCCUAUCCUCGUCGCCUUGA